ACGGGUAGGGCUCUAGGGAUACAAAGACAACGAAGACACAAGAGCUAACUAACAUCUAUCUACACGAGAUAACGUAUACUAGAAGGUAAGAAACUACAGGGUAAAAGGAUUGUGCUAGAUAAAAAUGCUCUAUGAAUAUCUGAGGAAACGUGCCAAAAAUCAGAAGGGGCUUGAAAUGACGGGGCAAGUUAGAAUCUAACUGGGGAGUCGGUGGUCAGAGGCCUGGCAGGAUAGGGGCGUGCAUUGUGACGAAACAAUUUAAAGAGACUUCGAGACCGUGCCAAGAUGGGACACUGACCAUGGUCACUUCACAGCUCGGCCCCCUGGUGAGAUGCGGUUCAAGGAAAGGCCGCCCCAACAUCUCUGAGUCCCAAGUCCCAGUCCCAGGCUCACAGAGCUUCGGGGUGACGCAACUCCAACAUCUUGCAUCAGUCUGUCCUCAGAGUUUCUCCUCGGCUCCGCCCUACUUGAUCCAGCAGCUAUACACAGCAAUCUAUUUUCUCUUCCCCAUUCGUGGAUCCAGGCUCCGAUUGGGCCACGUUGGGGCUGACCCUCGGCUGUAGCCAAUAGGCGUCAGCCACAGUGUAUCCAGUGUAUUCGUUCGCAGAGGUGGGGAGGGGCUGCCCAUAAAAGACUGCUGGGUUGGGGUCGCGCGCACCAGACUAGGGAACUGUCGCAGGGUUGGCUGUUUGCGUCCCGUGCGAGGGUGGGAGCAGUGGCAGCGGCACCGACACCGGCACCGCCCUCUAGUCUGUCUAGUCUGGUCAGGCCUCUGCGAGCAGAACCGAGCAGAGCCGAGCCAAACCCAGAGAAGCCAGAAGACAUGGAGCCCGAGCCCGAGCCCGAGUCCGUGACCGUGACCCUUUUGGUGAAGAGCCCCAACCAACGGCACCGGGACCUGGAGCUGAGUGGGGACCUAAACUGGAGCGUGGGCCGCCUCAAGGCUCACCUGAGCCGCGUCUAUCCCGAGCGACCGCGAGAAGAGGACCAGAGAUUAAUUUAUUCAGGAAAGCUGCUGUUAGAUCACCUUUUUCUCAGAGAUAUACUACCUAAGAAUGAGAAACGGCAUGUUCUUCAUUUGGUUUGCAGUAUAAGAAAUCCUUCAAAAAUGCCAGAAAAGAUUUCUGAGCCUAGUGAGCAGCCUACUACACUGAAUCAAGACCAAUCUUCUUCUAUGGAUUCCUCAAGUGAUGGAUUAAGGCAAAGGGAUGUUCUUCAUAAUCCUUCUCCAUUUGCAUGGGAAAAUAAUUCAAGAAUGGAAGCAAUUCAACAGACCUUCCAAGGUGUGGGUCCUGGCUUUUCAGGCUAUGCUACCUAUGGUUGGCUACAGCUCUCCUGGUUCCAACAAAUUUAUGCCAGGCAAUAUUACAUGCAAUAUUUAGCAGCUACUGCUGCUUCUGGGGCCUUCACAUCAACACCAAGUGCGCAAGAAAUACCUGUAGUCUCCACAGCAACUCCAGCACCUAUUCACAACCAGUUUCCUGCUGAAAACCAGCCUGGCAAUCAGAAUGCUGUUGCUCAAGUAGUCGUUAAUCCAGGAGCCAAUCAGAAUUUGCGGAUGAAUGCACAAGGUGGUCCUCUUGUAGAAGAGGAUGAUGAGAUGAAUCGUGACUGGUUGGAUUGGAUAUAUUCAGCAACUACAUUCUCUGUCUUCCUUAGCAUCCUUUAUUUCUACUCCUCUCUGAGCAGAUUCCUCAUGGUCAUGGGUGCCACACUUGUUAUGUAUCUGCAUCACGUUGGGUGGUUUCCAUUUAGACAAAGACCAAUUCCAAAUGUCCCAAACAAUAUGCCUCCUCGAGUAGCCAUUAAUCAAGACCCAAACAAUAAUUUACAGGAGGAAAAUGCUGAUGGAGACGGAGAACCUGAAUUAGUUCCUCCCCACCAGGAUUUAUUGGAAGGACAACAAGGCAGUCCUUCAAUUAUGAGCACUGCAUGGCUUGUCUUCAAAACAUUCUUUGCCUCUCUCCUGCCAGAAGGCCCCCCGGCAGUAGUGAACUAACCAGUUUGGUUGCUUUGCCAUUAGAUAGUUUUCCUAGAGUGGACUGACUGGGUCAUGUAACUCCAACUUAUGACUUAUUUGUCUUCUCAACUGGAUAGGGCUAUGACUCCGAAUAAUUAAAAGAACCAGCAGGGAUGUUCUUUUGUGACCAAGCAAAUACAAAAAGCAGGAUCCCGAAUCCAUGUUACGAGUUUAUGGACUUCAUGAAGUACAUCUUGCUUAUUACUAUGUCUUUAUUCCAAAGAGCUUUAAUAUAUGCCGAAUUUAGUUUAAUAAGCAUUGUAAGUAGAAGGCAUUAGUGUCGCACUGUUAUGCCUGAAGAGCACUUAAGGUUGUAUGUGUUUGCAUGUGUUUGUACAUAGAUGUAAUAGGAGCAGAAUGCUUGGUUCUGCCCGUGUGAUUUGAUUCCUGUUGGAAUGUUUAAAUGUGGUUUAAAUUACACUAAGUGUAGUACUUUGUAUAAUCAAUGAAAUUGCUAGACAUGUUUUAGCAAGAUUUUUCUAGGGAAGAUAUAUGUCUAAAUUGCUUUUUUUUAAUGCAGUGCUUUAUUUUAAACCAAGGGAAAAUUUGUAGAGGUGGAAACCUUUGCUGGGUUUUCUGUACAAUAAAGUUUUCCUACAAAUGA
Molecule: messenger RNA, 2624 nt
Organism: Monodelphis domestica (gray short-tailed opossum)
Lineage: Eukaryota; Metazoa; Chordata; Mammalia; Didelphimorphia; Didelphidae
Gene: HERPUD1
Product: homocysteine inducible ER protein with ubiquitin like domain 1
Biological process (GO): regulation of ERAD pathway; ubiquitin-dependent protein catabolic process; endoplasmic reticulum unfolded protein response
Cellular component (GO): endoplasmic reticulum membrane
Molecular function (GO): transmembrane transporter binding
Source: RefSeq, a predicted model, not a curated record